AUGGAGGCCAUCGAUGUGAGAUUGGAUCGUGCCAAUGGAAAAGGGGCUAAAGUCCCUAGUGACAUGAUGGAAGAGCAAGGGAAUAAUGAAGUUGAUGCUAGUGAUGACAAUGAUGCAUCUCCCAUGUCAAUAAACAAGGAAGGCAACCAAUCUGUGGUUAGUCAAAACAAGAGGAAAAGAGGCUCAAGUGAUGAAGACAGAAUUGUGACUGCGCUUGAAAAAUUGUUCGAAGUAUCUGGAAAAAGGAUGCAAAUGGUGACUGACGCUUUCUUAAAAGGUAAUGAAGAUCGAUAUGAUAUUGCCAAAGAAGUCAAGGAAAUGGGGUUUUUUUUGCUAUGGAUCAAAUUAAAGCAUUAA
Messenger RNA from Prunus armeniaca (apricot), 357 nucleotides. NCBI's taxonomy places the organism in Eukaryota, Viridiplantae, Streptophyta, Magnoliopsida, Rosales, Rosaceae. The record is from the annotation of a GenBank genome assembly.